Staurois parvus is the source of this 450-nucleotide messenger RNA. The record is from the annotation of a GenBank genome assembly. NCBI's taxonomy places the organism in Eukaryota, Metazoa, Chordata, Amphibia, Anura, Ranidae.
AUGAAUAUAGUGUUUAUGUUUCUAGAAAUGUAUUUCAGAUCUUCACUACAAGACAGGGAGCACAAGGGUGCAGAACAGGAAAAGUGGCUGCAGAAACAUAGACAAAGAUCUCAGGGCAUGCAACGCUCCAUCUCCCGCCGUGCCAAAGCUAUGGAUCCACAUAAACCACUGGCAGACACGAACGUGCAGAAGCUGAGAGAGAACCGAGCGUCUGAUCAGAAAAGAAGUCAAGAAUAUGAGAAGGAGCUGGAACAGAUGAAGAGCCGGGUGAGAAGGAGGGCGUAUCUAUUUGAACAAGUCUCCAAGGGAUCUGCAGUUAAAGAAGCAGAGCGUAAAUUCACUCACACCCUUCGACAGGCAGGACUGACUGAGGAGUUUGUUCAGCAGAAGGGAAUUGAAAAUGAAGAAAUGACAGACGAAAGUGAGCACCAAGAUGAUGAAGAUCCAUGA